ACGCUCACAUAUAAAAUGGAAGAUGUUGUAAUCCAAAAAAUAUUCAUCAAAGCUCUUAAAGUCUCAAAUCAUUGACAAAAGCAAACUCAAAAGAACUUAACAGAAAUUUGCACUUGUUUUUUUUUUUUUUUUUUGUCAAAAUGGCAAUGAGACCAAGAGGUGGUGGAGUUCGACCGAACCGGCCUAAUCGGCCACCACGAGCAGCCGUUCGACCAGUUUAUGAAGAUUUUAGGCCAGUUUAUGAGCGGCAUCAAGAGGAAGAGGCUGAAAAACUACUUAUUUAUCUUCCUGGUUUCCUGAAGGAGAACAUUAGAGUAAGCACAGAAGGCAAGAACACAGUGAGGGUACGAGGAGAACGGUUAGUAGCAGGCAACAAAUGGAAUCGUUUUCAAGAAGAUUUUCAAGCACCAGAUGACUGUAACAUGAGAGGUAUCCAUGCCAAAUUUGAGAAUGGAAUCCUUACCAUCACUAUGCCAUGGAAAAUGCCCAAGCAAUUAUCAGAUGAACUAACAAAACAAACUCCAAUAACCCCUCCACCCCCUCAAAAGGAUCCUACUGAUUUUCCUCCCAAAACUACUUAUCCAACUGUUGAAACACCAAGAACACCAACCCCUUUAAGGCCCACAGCUCAAUUGCCAAUGCCUCAAAAUGUUGUCAAAGAUCAUGAUUCUACAGCAGGAAAGGAAUUACAAAGAGAUGAGAAGAAAGUCUUGGAAGGUCAACUGGGGACUACUGCUGAAUCAUCAAAGACUCAAAAGGAUACUGAUUUUCCUCCCAAAACUACUUAUCCAACUAUUGAUAUCCCAAGAAAACCAACCCCUUUAAAACCCACAGCUCAAUUGCCAAAGCCUCAACAUGUAGACAAAGAUCAAGAUUCCAGAGGAAUACAGGGAAAACAAGGAGAUGAGAAGAAAAUAUUGGAAGGUCUAGUAGGGAGUAUUGAGCCUAAGAUUCAAAAGAGUAAAGAAGAAGACAAGUCGGAUCACAACAUAACACAAUUGGUCAAAAGGGGCAAGGAAGUUGAAAAGAAGGAGAGCCAUGAAGCAGGAGGAAAGAAGGUUGCUGAAAAGAGUAAAGAAUUAAUAGAGAAGUUCCAAGAAAAAGUUGAGCACAAAGAAUCAAAAGAUAGGCAAAUUACAGGAAAUUUAGCUGCUGGUGUAUCUUCUCAUCCUGAUGGUGAAUUCAGUAUUGGCAAUUUGAAGAAAAGCAUUGCAGAGCUAAAUGAAGAGAGACAACUUCUUGUGAAUGCUGGAGCGGCUGUGCUGGUGAUUAUGGCACUUGGGGCUUAUCUUUAUCACUCCAUAGGGUCUGGGAGAGCUGAGUAAAUAACAAAACUUCAAUUAUGUAAAAAUGUACAAAUUUACUUGAAUUGUGAUACUUUUAAUUUGUGCAAAUAAAAGGAGAUGGGAUUGAAAAGUGGA
Nicotiana attenuata is the source of this 1421-nucleotide messenger RNA. Its product is annotated as inactive protein RESTRICTED TEV MOVEMENT 2-like. The transcript is spliced from 2 exons. Bases 141 to 1325 code for a protein of 394 amino acids. Lineage: Eukaryota; Viridiplantae; Streptophyta; Magnoliopsida; Solanales; Solanaceae. The record is from RefSeq and is a predicted model, not a curated record.